Emiliania huxleyi CCMP1516 is the source of this 801-nucleotide messenger RNA. RefSeq lists its product as hypothetical. Lineage: Eukaryota; Haptophyta; Isochrysidales; Noelaerhabdaceae. Gene Ontology annotation, molecular function: tRNA binding; small GTPase binding. The record is from RefSeq and is a predicted model, not a curated record. Bases 1 to 801 code for a protein of 266 amino acids. The transcript is spliced from 2 exons. Gene Ontology annotation, cellular component: nuclear pore; nuclear matrix; cytoplasm. Gene Ontology annotation, biological process: tRNA re-export from nucleus.
AUGGUCGAGACGUUCGCCCUCGACGUGCUCGGCGCGCUGCAGCCGGCGCUGCCGCACCUUCUGCGCGCGUCGGAUGCGAAGGAGAUCGCCGCCGCCGUCGCGCUGGUCAACCAGAUCGUCCUCAAGUUCAAGGGGAGCGUCGCGGCGUCCGUGUCCCCGGUGGUCGCGGCGCUGUCCGCGGCUGUCUUUGCGCAGCUGGCCGCGCUGGAGGGGGCGGUGGCGGCCGAGGUGGGCGGCGGCGGUCGCGCGUCCAUGUCGGAGGGGGCGCGGGAAAGGCACGCGCUGCUGCGCGGCUACUUCACCUUCCUCCACUCGCUGGUCCACUGUGACCUCGCCGCCGUGCUGUGCGACGCCAACAACCUGCCGCUGCUCGACGCGGCGCUGGGGCGGCUGCUGCAGGGGUGCGUCGAGGGCCCCGAUCUGACGCUGCAGCGGCAGUGCUUCGCGGUCCUCCAGAAGCUGGUCGAGCACCUCGGCGGGGCGGACGAGACGUUCGACACGUACAUCCGCGAGCGGAUGCUGCCCGCCUGCUUCGGCGCGCUCUCGCAGCCCCACUUCCGGCUCGCCGACGCCGCGGCGCUGCAGCUGCUCGAGGCGGUCGCGGCGCUGCAGGUUGCGAUGCUGGCCAAGCUCGGCCGUCCCUUUGCGGCGCACUUGCACGACGUCUACCUGCCGCAGCAGCUGCAGUGCUCGCCCGCCUUUUGCGACGAGUACGCCGCCCUGCUCGCCGCCGGGGAGCCGCGCGCGCUGCGCGACUUCCUCCGCUCGCACCUGCUGGCGGCGGGCGGAGGGAAGUCAUAG